AUGGACAGAAGGAAAGUCUGCGUGCUGAUGGCGCUGUGGGCCGUUGCCCACCUCGGCUCUCCGGUCCACGGGCUCAGGGCCCUGCGGAGGACUACGGGGGGGCGUAGGGGGUCCGCGGGGCUGACGGGGCAGGACGCCAACGGAGUGCCGCUCCGGCGCUCCAAGCGCGGCUGGAUGUGGAACCAGUUCUUCCUGCUCGAGGAGUACACCGGGACGGACAUGCAGUACGUCGGCAAGCUUCACUCUGACUCGGAUCGCGGAGACGGGAGCGUGAAGUACGUCCUCACGGGGGAGGGGGCGGGGUCCCUCUUCAAGAUCGACGAGAACUCGGGGGACAUCCACGCCACCAAGAGGCUGGAUCGGGAGGAGAAGGCCUACUACAUCCUGCACGCCAAGGCCGUGAACCGCGUCACCAACGUGGCGCUGGAGGGUCAGUCCGAGUUCGUCAUCAAGAUCCACGACAUCAACGACAACGAGCCCCGGUUCACCCGGGACCCCUACGUGGCCCGGGUCCCCGAGAUGUCCGACAUCGGCACCUCUGUAAUCCAGGUGACGGCGACGGACGCGGACGACUCCACGUACGGCAACAGCGCCAGGGUGGUGUACAGCAUCCUGGAGGGGCAGCCGUACUUCUCCGUGGACCCGGAAACCGGCCUGAUCAAGACCGCCCUGCCCGGCAUGGACCGGGAGGUCAAAGAGAACUACCAGGUGGUGAUCCAGGCCAAAGACAUGGCCGGACAGAACGGCGGUCUCUCCGGCACCGCCACGGUCAACAUCGCCCUCUCCGACGUCAACGACAACCCGCCGCGCUUCACCAAGACCCUCUACGACUUCAGGGUGCCCGAGUCCAUCGAGCUCGGGUCCGCCGUGGGACUGAUCCGGGCCGUGGACGCCGACAUCGGCGAGAACGCGGAGAUGGACUACCGGAUCAUCGGCAGCGACGGCCCCGGCAUGUUUGACGUGACCACCAACAGGAGCACGCAGGAGGGCGUCGUGGUGCUGAGGAAGCCUCUGGACUUUGAGAAGAAGCGUCAGUACAGCCUCCGCAUCCAGGUGGAGAACGCCCACGCCAACUCACGCUUCUUCUCCGCCGGCCCCUUCAGGGACGAGGCCACCGUCAAGGUCACCGUGGAGGACGUGGACGAGCCGCCGGUGUUCGAGCGCGCCAGCUACGUCAUGGAGGUCAAAGAGGACACGGCCAGGAACACCGCCAUCGGCUCCGUCAGCGCCUCCGACCCGGACGACAAAAACAGCCUCGUCAGGUACUCCAUCGAUCGGCGCACGGACAUGGACCGGAUGUUCAACGUGCAUGCGGGCAACGGGUCCGUGUUCCUCCUCCGGGAGCUGGACAGAGAGGAGAACGCCUGGCACAACAUCUCCGUCAUCGCCACCGAGUUCAACAACCCGCGCCAGAUCAGCCGCGCGCCCGUCUACGUCAGAGUGCUGGACGUCAACGACAACGCGCCGGCGUUCGCCACCGGCUACGAGACGUUCGUGUGCGAGAACGCCAAGGCCAAUCAGAGGAUACAAACCGUGAGCGCCACGGACCCCGACACUCCGCUCGGGGGUCACCGGUUCUUCUUCAGCCUCGCACAGGAGGCUGCUGGGAAGGCCAACUUCUCUGUCCGCGACAACAAAGACAACACGGCCUGGAUCCUGACGCGCAGGAACAGCUACAACAGCCUGCAGAAGAGCGUGUACCACGUGCCCGUGGUCAUCUCCGACGGGGAGUACCCGAUGCAGAGCAGCACCAACACGCUCACCGUGCGGGUGUGCACCUGCGACCGCGAGGGCAACAUGAAGCUGUGCAACGCCGAGGCCCUCACGGCGAGGGCGGGCCUCAGCACGGGGGCCCUGGUGGCCAUUUUGCUCUGCGUCGUCAUCCUGCUCAUGAUCGUGGUGCUGUUCGCCGCCCUGAGGAGGCAGAGGAAGAAGGAGCCUCUGAUCAUCUCCAAAGAGGACGUCAGAGACAACGUCGUCAGCUACAACGACGAGGGGGGCGGCGAGGAGGACACUCAGGCCUUCGACAUCGGCACGCUGCGCAACCCGGAGGCCAUCGAGGAGAGCAAGCAGCGGCGGGACAUCGUGCCCGAGGCCUUCUACCCGGCCGCGGUCCGGCGGCCCGCGCCGCCCCCGAUCCGGGACCACAACGGGGACGUGAGGGACUUCAUCAACCAGCGGCUCCAGGACAACGACGGCGACCCGACGGCGCCGCCGUACGACUCCCUGGCCACGUACGCCUACGAGGGCAGCGGCUCCGCGGCCGAGUCCCUCAGCUCGCUGGAGUCGGCGACCACCGAGGGCGAGCAGGACUACAACUACCUGAGCGAGUGGGGGCCGCGGUUCAAGAAGCUGGCGGACAUGUACGGGGGCGACGACGGCGACAGCGACUCCUAA
Messenger RNA from Cyclopterus lumpus (lumpfish), 2397 nucleotides. Its product is annotated as cadherin-6-like. Gene Ontology annotation, biological process: cell-cell junction assembly; cell morphogenesis; multicellular organism development. The record is from RefSeq and is a predicted model, not a curated record. NCBI's taxonomy places the organism in Eukaryota, Metazoa, Chordata, Actinopteri, Perciformes, Cyclopteridae. Gene Ontology annotation, cellular component: catenin complex; adherens junction; plasma membrane. Gene Ontology annotation, molecular function: cadherin binding; calcium ion binding. Bases 1 to 2397 code for a protein of 798 amino acids. The transcript has 11 exons.